AUGCAGCUCGAGGGCCCAGAAGACGCUGAAAUGGGCGAUGAGGUGACGGAGGAGGAAGGCGUGUAUGUGGAAGAGGGGGAGGAGGAGGAGGUCGAGGAGGGCGAAGAGGAGGAGGAGGAGGAGGGCAGCAGCAGCGAGGAGGACGACCGGCGCGAGUUUGGCAUCUAUCAGUGCCUGCCCGUGGAGGCGGGGGAGCCCCGCUGGGAGGAGGGGGAGCCGCAGACGGUGGAGGAGUACCUGAGGCGCGUCAGGUACGAGGCGCGACAGCUGCCAGACGUGUCCGCCGCGCCGCCGCCGCCGCCGGCAGCAGCAGCCCACCGCCAGCAGCACGCGGCCGACGCCCCGCACAGCCAGCGGCAGGACGCGGAGCGGCAGCGGCAGGAGCGGGUGCAGUGCAGGGAGCACUACAGCAGCGCCUACCUGGCGGCUGACCCGGGGGUGGCGCCCUGCCACCCCUCGCUCAAGCCCAGCGCCGCAUGGACCCGAGACUUCCUCCACCAGUUUGCCCAGCUGCGCCGCCGGCUGCAGAGGGAGUAUGAGCUGAGCAGCGCGCAGGCAGCGGCGGGGCUGGCGGGCGGCGACGGCGGCCCGGAUGCGGCGGUGCAGGCUGAGCUGGCGGCGCUCAGCCUGGACCCGCCCUCGGCCUGCAUGCCGGAGCUGCAGCAGCUGCAGGGGCUGGACCAGCUCCAGGUGCGGCGCCAGCUGCACAGCGCCAUGCGCGAGGCGGUGCGGUGCGAGCGGCUGGCGCCCGAGGCGGCGGCGCACCUCUACGCCCUGUCGGCACGCAUAGAGAAGCCGCUGCAUGCAGGCACCUGCGCGCUGUACCGCCAGCUCCUGCGCCUGUGCGCGCAGCAGCGAGCGGCGCUGUGCGUGGAUGCGGCGCCCGCCGACCCGCUGCUGCCGCACCUCAACAUCCUCAUCACCCUGGCGGGCGCCUUCUUUGGGCAGGACGAGGAGCUGGCGGCGAUGUGGGAGGAGGACGAGGAGUGA
Molecule: messenger RNA, 990 nt
Organism: Chlorella variabilis
Lineage: Eukaryota; Viridiplantae; Chlorophyta; Trebouxiophyceae; Chlorellales; Chlorellaceae
Product: expressed protein
Exons: 6
Coding region: 1-990 (329 amino acids)
Biological process (GO): spliceosomal snRNP assembly
Cellular component (GO): SMN complex; nucleus
Source: RefSeq, a predicted model, not a curated record